Messenger RNA from Ipomoea triloba (trilobed morning glory), 1071 nucleotides. RefSeq lists its product as uncharacterized. The transcript has 2 exons. NCBI's taxonomy places the organism in Eukaryota, Viridiplantae, Streptophyta, Magnoliopsida, Solanales, Convolvulaceae. The coding region runs from base 195 to 593 and encodes 132 amino acids. The record is from RefSeq and is a predicted model, not a curated record.
UGAACCAAUAAUUUUUUUUUUUUAAAAGAAGAAAAAAAGAAUAAAGAAAUGAUUUUUGGUUAGUAUUGACAUCUUGAAAAUUUAAACACACACAUAUAUAUGAAAUCUUGAAAAUAUAAUGGAUCAGUUAAUUGGAUCCAUUUUUGUUGUGAUGGAUGAUGAUAUAGAGAAAGCGUAGUUCGGCAUCGGAGUACAUGCAGGCGGCGGUGAAUUACAUCGAACAGAUGCAUAGCAAUUUGAAGGAGCUGAGUUGGAGAGAUCUAGAAGAGGCCAUGGCUGCAGCUAGCUCAUCAUCACCGUCGCCGGGGUAUGUCUCCGUGAGCGGUUGCCGGGACGGCGGUUUGGAGAUCCUGGUUGACACCGGCUGCAAACUAGAGGAGAGAUUUCCCCUAUCAACACUGCUCAGAACCCUAUUAAAUGAAGGGGUUGAGGUUGAGAGCUUUUCCACAACAACCAGCCAUGGCAGGCUGCUCCACAGACUUCAUUCCAAGGUAUGUGGAGAAAUAUGUGUUGAUGUUGGGGGCUUGCAACAGAAGCAGAGUGGUGUAUUAAAUGCAUCUCGAUCCAAUGUUUCGAGGGUAUGCACCGAGUAAAUAUAAUAUCGUCUUAUGACCUAAUUAGUAAUGGAUAACAAGAAGGUAAUUAGCCUAAGUUGUCCAUAGUUAAUAGAGAUACUCAAACUAUGAAGCUAAAGUUAAUAGGCUCGAUCUCUCAACACAGCUUCACUAGUUUGCCAGUUUUAGUGGUUUCUUGAUGUAUACAAAGCUAAGGUAGGUUCGGAGUACCAGAUCAGAUCAGAUAGGCUCUCUCUUAUGUCCCUAUCCUAGCUAAAAGAUGAAAAUUAAACAUUAUAUAUAGAUAUUUUGUAGCUAAGGUACUGAAUUGUUUUCCCAGUUGUGCGUUGUUAGUUAUUCUUCCAGGAAUUGAAUUCUUUGUUGAAUUGAAGCUCUCUGAUCUGUGGUUAAUUUGUUAUUUAUUCCAGUAUGUCUCAGCUCUCUGUGAUAUAUAUGAUGCAAAAGUAUAAUGUAUAUAAUCUUAAGUUGCUGAGUUUUAGUUUUUGAGGUUGGAAAA